CACUGUCCAGUAGUAAAUGCCAUCAGGAAUUUUAAUUGGUCUUAAUUGCUCCGCAGUCCCUCCCAAACAGAGUGUCCAGCCCCUGAACAGACGGGUCCAAACAUCUGUACGGCAGACAGGACAAAAAGAGCCUGGAUACAAUGGAAGUGAAGGUGUCAGUGGACGGCGUCCAGCGUGUGGUCUGUGGAGUUACAGAGGAAACAACAUGCCAAGAAGUGGUCGUAGCGUUGGCUCAAGCCAUGAGUCAGCCCGGACGCUACAUUUUACGGGAGAAAUUCAAAGACUUCGAGCGGUGCAUGACCGCCGACGAACGCCUUCUGGAGACUCUUGAGAAAUACGGCGAACAGGCCCGGGAGGUCCAGCUCACCCUGCUCCACAAUGGACCCUGUGUCUGGGAUGAAAUGAGCAGAACAAAAGUUGGCAGAUACCAACCUUGCCCGCCCCUGAGAAGGAAGGAUGCAGCGGCUCGAAUGCGGCGAGGCAGCGGUUCACUGAGUUUGCAUCGCCAGAGCUUGCCGCCGUUGCCUUGCUCAAGGCAAGAAGCUGAGCCACAGAAAGAGGAACUGAAGAAGCCUAAAAGAAAGUCUCUGACGCUCAUGGAAGAGGCCUGGGAAUGGCUGGAGAAUCUGGGGAAAGGCAAGGUCUACAGAACUGCCUGUGACAAGAACAGCAAGAGAAUCGAUAAAAGGAACCAUACCUCCGUCGAUGUGUCUCUCACUGUUGACAAAGAUAGCUUGGGUCGAAGAAGUAGGAUCAAAGUCAGAGGUCAGAAAAGCAGCAAGUCAGACUUGGAUAAUCAAACAUCCUGCUGCAUUGGAAGUCAGACGAGGGGUAAAGAAAGCAAACGCUGCAAGAAGAGUAAAGAGGCAAAAGCUGAUGACCUUUGCCGUUCAAGCGUAGUUACAGCUGAAGAUGAAAAAAAUAGUCUCAAAGAAACCGUCAUUCGUCAGCUCAGUUGUUUGCAGGAUUUGCAGGUCCAGACAGCUCACAUAGACAAACUGAUUUUUGAGCUUGAGGAGAGACAGAGGGCCAAAAGAGCUGAGCAGGACGCCCAGCAGAGACUGGCUGAACAGGAGAUGGAGCAGAUCAAGUUUUGGGAAAAUGAAUUAAAGGCGGAGGAAGGUCAUGAGAAAGACUUGCAGAGACAGUUCCUUGAGAUGAGGGCGAAGGCCGUUGAGUGCAAAACCAAACUGGAGGAGUACAAGUGCAAAAUGCAGGGGCUUGAUUUCUUUGCCACUCAAAACGUUGUUGAAGAGGAUUCAGAGAUGAUUUCAAGAGUCGAUGGUGGUGCUGCCACUGAGUUUUCCUCUAAGGACGCGUAUCAGCAACGAUCUGAUCCAGAUGGGGAUGUUUAUGUUAACAGGAAGUUCCUGCCCAGAGAAGACUUCGACUCUCCUCGCGCACUGGUUUCUCCCAACCAGAUAAAGGAGAGGCGGCCCACAGGUCCCACAGAGCUCAGGGAGUGGUGGACACGCUGGUCUGACGCCCAAAACACUCAAUUACAGACUAAAAAGGUGAUUCACCGCUCUGAACUCACAAUAUAUCUGGGUAGUACUAAGGUUUAGUAGCAAAUAAACAGUCACUGAUACGAAGCCAGUAAAAUAUGAUGAAUGCUUUAUUGUAUGACAGUUUGUUUUAUUCUUUAAACCAAUUUUUCAUUAGCAUUUUGCUACUUUUUGACCUUAAAAUAGCAGUUUCCAAAUAUGUUUGAUGGCACACUGACUUGGAAUAAGGAGAAUGGUGCUGCUUUCAUUCAGACUCCUCUGAACGUGUGUUCUUGCUGAAUGUAACUGUGGUGAGUGGAUGCGAUGAGUGUGGAACUGACUGAUUGUCAUAUAGCUUCAAUUUCCAAAUUCAAGAGUAAUGCUGAACUGUAGAUCAGUUAAAAACACGUAGAAGUGGUUAAAAAACAGCGAGGAAACUUAUAAAAUAUGAAGAAUUCUGAACAGAGUUUUGUGUAUUUGUCACAACAGCAGCUCCUCUAGUUCAAGCAGCCGGGAAUCAUGGGUAAUAUCCAUCCAGUUGGGUUGCGGUUCAGUAAGUGGGACUACACAGUCAGAGCUCCAAUCAACACAUUGAAAGGUUUUGUUUUUUCUCUACAUGAAAACAACUCAAUCGCUCGGACACAGAGCCAAAGAGAAUUAAACAAGUGACUGCAGAGGGCGCUGUUGUUCAGUAAUAGUUACAUAGUGUUUCUUUAAUUUGUACUGAGUGUAUGAAUGACAGAUUGUAUAUCUAGAGUAUGUUGCUGCGAUGGAGCCCCUCAAUAACCCUCAUCAACCCAGCCCUCCCAGGGUUUGCUCCCUUCUGUGAGCCCCCUCGUGCAUAAAAUGGCUCCAUGUCAGAAGUGACACCAUGUGGCCACAAGCAGGGAACAAGGGCAGGGGGUCAGCUGAGGUGGAAAUCAAACACCCGUCACAUCAGGAAGUCAUUAGGGACAUAGGAUAACUUAAAAUUAAAAAAAAACACAAAACACAAAUUAUUUUAACUUUUCACAAAUUUAAAUGUGACAUUUAUUAUGUUUAUUUUACUGGAUUCUUCAUGAUUGCUGUGUAUUCAACCUUAAAUUGAAGUAAAUAAUGGAAUUCUUUGUACUGUACAUGUUAUUGGGCAGCUGCACCCUGGCCUCAAAGCUGUUUCCUCUGUUCUGGCAAAUAAACAGUCACUAAUACAAAGCCAGAAAAACAUACUAUGAAAAUAUGGUGAGUGCCUCAUUGAGUGACAGAUUUUAUUCAGUGCUUUGUAUUGAAAGUCGUGAUGUCUUACUUUUAGUAAUUUCAUAACUUCCAUCUGUGGUUUUUCUUACUGUCAGAAGUUAAAAUGUCCUCUUUGAACACCUUUCAGUUGAAGCAUUGGGCUACAAUGAAAUCUGAGAUUUUGAUAAUAAAAUGGUAACAUUACUACAAUAAAGUCAUAA
Molecule: messenger RNA, 2917 nt
Organism: Hippoglossus stenolepis (Pacific halibut)
Lineage: Eukaryota; Metazoa; Chordata; Actinopteri; Pleuronectiformes; Pleuronectidae
Gene: rassf11
Product: Ras association domain family member 11
Exons: 3
Coding region: 141-1565 (474 amino acids)
Biological process (GO): signal transduction
Source: RefSeq, a predicted model, not a curated record